Messenger RNA from Jaculus jaculus (lesser Egyptian jerboa), 3931 nucleotides. RefSeq names its product ATP binding cassette subfamily B member 10 (gene Abcb10). The transcript is spliced from 13 exons. Gene Ontology annotation, molecular function: ABC-type oligopeptide transporter activity; ATP hydrolysis activity; ATP binding. The record is from RefSeq and is a predicted model, not a curated record. Gene Ontology annotation, biological process: transmembrane transport. Lineage: Eukaryota; Metazoa; Chordata; Mammalia; Rodentia; Dipodidae. Gene Ontology annotation, cellular component: membrane. Bases 1 to 2121 code for a protein of 706 amino acids.
AUGUGCGGCCCCCCUGCCUGGCCGCUGCUGCUGCUGCGGGCGCGCCGGGGCCCGCCCGUGCGCUCGACGGUAUGGCUGGCCCCCGAGCUGACCCCGGUCACCCGCGCGUGGGCGUCGCUGGCCCGAGAGAGGACCCCGGCCCCCCGCGUCCCCGCGCUCCUGCGGGCACGGCCGGGACUGCUGGGCGGCCCGGGCCUCGCGCGCGCCCUGUGGCGGUGGGCCGUGUCCCGCGGCGCCCGCAGGUGCCCGGCGCUGGCCCGGCCCCGCUCCCUGCACCCCCUGUGCACCGGGCUCCGGGGCGGCCCCGCGGCGGCGACUCGAGAUUUCGGGGACAACUCGCGACAGCGGCCCGCCGCGGCCGGACGCUCGGAGGCCUGGAAGCUCCUGAGUCUGGUGCGCCCCGAGCGCGGGAGGCUGGCAGCUGCCGUUGGGUUUCUGGCUGUGUCCAGCGUCAUCACCAUGUCCGCCCCGUUCUUCCUGGGGAAGAUCAUCGACGUCGUCUACACCAACCCCAGUGUGGACUACGGCGAAUCCUUGACCCGCCUCUGCGCAGGGCUCACCUGUGUGUUCCUGUGUGGUGCCGCUGCUAACGCCAUCCGUGUCUACCUCAUGCAAUCUUCAGGCCAGCGUAUUGUGAACAGGUUACGUACCUCACUGUUCUCCUCCAUCCUAAAGCAGGAGAUUGCUUUCUUUGACAAGACCCGCACAGGAGAACUGAUUAACCGCCUCUCCUCGGACACUGCGCUCCUGGGGCGCUCACUGACUGAAAACCUCUCAGACGGGCUAAGGGCUGGGGCCCAGGCCUCAGUCGGCAUUGGCAUGAUGUUUUUUGUCUCACCCAAUCUGGCCACCUUUGUUUUGAGCGUGGUGCCUCCGAUAUCCAUCCUCGCCGUGAUCUAUGGGCGAUACCUGCGGAAACUGUCCAAAUCCACACAGGACUCACUGGCGCAAGCCACGCAGCUAGCUGAGGAGCGCAUCGGAAACAUCAGAACCAUCCGAGCUUUCGGGAAGGAGAUGACAGAAGUGGAGAAGUACGGCAGCCAAGCGGAGCAGGUGCUGCAGCUGGCUCGGAAGGAGGCCUUCGCUCGGGCUGGCUUCUUUGGAGCAGCCGGGCUCUCCGGGAAUCUGGUCGUGUUGUCGGUCCUGUACAAGGGAGGCCUGAUGAUGGGCAGCACUCACAUGACAGUGGGCGAGCUCUCCUCUUUCCUCAUGUAUGCUUUCUGGGUUGGACUGAGCAUUGGAGGUCUGAGCUCAUUCUACUCGGAGCUGAUGAAGGGCCUGGGAGCUGGUGGGCGGCUCUGGGAGCUGCUGGAGAGACAGCCGCAGCUGCCUUUCAAUGAGGGGGUCGUGUUAGAUGAGAAAAGCUUCCAAGGUGCCCUGGAGUUUAGGAACGUGCACUUUGCCUAUCCAGCUCGCCCAGAAGUGCUGGUGUUUCAGGAUUUCAGCCUUUCCAUCCCAUCUGGAUCCAUCACAGCGCUGGUUGGCCCCAGUGGCUCUGGCAAAUCAACAGUGGUCUCACUGCUACUCCGGUUGUAUGACCCUGCUUCUGGAACCGUCAGUCUGGAUGGUCACGACAUCCGCCAGCUCAAUCCAGUCUGGCUGAGAUCCAAGAUUGGGGUGGUCAGUCAGGAGCCAGUCCUGUUCUCCUGCUCCAUCGCGGAGAACAUCGCCUACGGUGCCGACAGCCCAUCCUCUGUGACAGCCCAGCAGGUGCAGAGGGCAGCAGCAGUGGCCAAUGCCACUUCAUUCAUUCAGAGCUUCCCACAGGGCUUCGACACUGUGGUCGGGGAGAAGGGUGUCCUUCUAUCUGGUGGGCAGAAGCAGCGGAUUGCAAUUGCCCGUGCUCUGCUGAAGAACCCAAAAAUUCUCCUCCUGGAUGAAGCAACCAGUGCCCUGGAUGCCGAGAACGAGCACCUGGUGCAGGAGGCGCUCGACCGGCUGAUGGAGGGAAGAACCGUGUUGGUCAUCGCCCACCGCCUGUCCACCAUCAAGAAUGCGAGCCUCGUUGCUGUCCUCGACCAGGGCAAGAUCAGCGAGCACGGGAAGCAUGAAGAGCUGCUUUCAAAGCCAGACGGGAUUUACAGAAAGCUAAUGAACAAGCAGAGCUUUCUAUCAUCCUAAAGAAGCAGUGGCUGGAGCUGGGCACAGUGGUGCUGCAUGUAAACCCAGCCCUCAGGAGGUUGAGACAGGAGAAUUGCAGGUUUGAAGCCAGCGUGGUCUGCAUACACAGCAAGAUCCCGUCUCAGAAGGAAUCCGCUGCAGUGGCUGUCACUGGUAGAUUAACUAUGAAGGACUUUAAAGCCAGUCAGCACACAGAAGCUCUUGAGGUUGUGAAAUCUGCAGACUACCUUCCAAGUAUUUGAAAUAGGCCUGUUUCCUAAAGAAUGUAAAAUCUUGUUGGAAAACAACUUAUCCUCAACACCUUUCUAUUCAGAGUUUUAAUAUCAUCAUAACUUUCUACAUGUCUGUAGCACUGAGGUUACUCCAAGCUUGACACUUUCACCUCGUUCAUUUUAGUCAGCACAGGACAGCAUCUUGUUUUCUUUGGCCUGCUGCUGUAGUUAGCUGUUGUCAAGUGACAACUUUAAGGAGGGAGUUGUAAAUUAAAGGUCUAAUUAUUUUAGGCCAGUUGCCAAUUACCAGGGCUUGCCUACCUGGUGUCUCACUUCACUAGGGAGAUUCCUACAAUGCAGGUGCAUUCUGGCCCUCUUCUAAGCGAACCUGUCUGUCACUGCCAAUAAGGGUGAAUGGCCAAUGUCGUCAGAGGUGAGGAAGAUGUGUCCUGUGGGCUGCGAUUUUGGAUGUGUGCAGUGUUUACUUGGGUGCCUGCGAGCCUGAUGCCUUUUGCAAAGGGAAGUCCCCUCCUGUGAACAGAACAUUUUGACGCUCUUCCUUCGUGUUUAUGUGACUCGCUGUCAUCAUUGAAAGUGAAUGAAAAUGAAUUCUGUCUUUACUAGAGGCAUGGAUUUUGAAAACUACAUGUCAUAAGCAAUUCCCAGGUAUAUUGUGAUUAUUUUUUUGGUAAUUUAAUUAAUAAGGCUGAAUCUAAAAAAUAAAAUAAAUUUUAACUUUUAACAUGGGUGUGGUAGCACACACUUGUAAUCCCAGUACUCAGGAGGUUGAGGCAGUUCAAGGCCAAUCUGGGCAACACAGUGAGUUUGAGGCCAGCCUGCCUAUGAGUGAACCUCCUGUGUCAAGCAAGGUUCCUUGAAGGGUUUAGAAGCUCUUGCAGUACAUGGAGUGCAAGGAACCUUGAGAAUGUGGCAUUGUCCUCAAAAGAACAUUAGUAACCUUCCUCUUUCAGUUGUAAGUAAAGUUUUAGUCACCUCAAUUCUUAAAGUAAUGCCAGCAGCACGGAAAUCUACCACAUCUGUGUCAGUGCUGCUGCCUCAGGAAAAAGUGCAUUUUUUUUCCCCUGAAAUUUUUUUUUUUUUUUUUUUUGGUUUUUCAAGGUAGGGUCUCGCUUUAGCCCAGGCUGAUCUGCAGUUCACUAUGUAGUCUCAGACUGCCCACAAACUCACAGCAAUCCUACCUCGCAUGAGGCACCACACCCAACAAAAGUGCUUUCUCUUAUGCUGGAGUUAAAACAUGUUUUCCACACAAAGUGUCCGCUCCUGUGGUUAUACUGGAAGAAGAAAUACCACUUCAUGAGAAGCAGAGAGCAUUGUCUGUUGUUCUACUUGAGGGAAUUUGUUAUUGGGUUCGAUGGGCUCCGUGGGUGAGUGAGAGUGACGUUCUUGUUAGUAAACAGUUCACCUGUAACAAUUAUUUGAAGCUGUGUGGGUUUUAGUUUGCUGGUGUGUGGUUCACAGAUCAGAGUGCAGUCCUUUCCCUCUGCAGAUGUGUUUUCACAGUUGAACUGGUGGAUCAUUAUAUUUUGUGUCUCUAAGUAACAUUUUAUAUCAGAUUAAAAUUUAUAGUGAACAUUGCA